Messenger RNA from Aspergillus steynii IBT 23096, 1977 nucleotides. RefSeq names its product putative C6 transcription factor. The record is from RefSeq and is a predicted model, not a curated record. The coding region runs from base 1 to 1977 and encodes 658 amino acids. Lineage: Eukaryota; Fungi; Ascomycota; Eurotiomycetes; Eurotiales; Aspergillaceae. Gene Ontology annotation, biological process: DNA-templated transcription; regulation of DNA-templated transcription. The transcript is spliced from 4 exons. Gene Ontology annotation, molecular function: DNA-binding transcription factor activity, RNA polymerase II-specific; DNA binding; zinc ion binding.
AUGAAGCGGUCGCCCUCUGAUGCCGGCUUAGACUCUCCGCGGAGAGAUGACCGUCGUCCCUCCGUGGUCCCUGACGGACGAAGUCCUGUACCGAGGAUUUCCAAGGCUCGUGCCUGCGCCGAUUGCAAACGUCAUAAGAUUCGAUGCGAAUUCAAACCGGGCGAAACGAGUUGCACCAAAUGCCUACGCAGUGGGCUUAAAUGCGUGGUGAACGACUUUUCGCAGAAGUUUGUUGAUGACGAUGGAGUAUGGAAGUCUCAGGCAACAGCCACGAUCCACCAGCUCCAAGCGGCCGUCUCCCACCUCCUUCGUCAGUCAGGGCUACAAGAUCUCUCGGCUUUCGCAUCGGGCGAUAUUCACAACGACCCCAGUCCCGUCGUAUCCCAGCAUCCGCUCGUCUUUGAUGAACCGCAACCCACGCAAAACCACACUGAGCAUAAUGGGCCGGGGGCAGUGAUGGACGUGGCGCGGGAGCACUCCCAAGAACCUGAUCUUCAAAGCCCGGAGCUGGUACCGGCUCCCAUGCGGAGUCUGUACGAAGUUACCAAAUUGAGAAAUCUACGAAGUAACCCCAUCCAGCAGCCCAAGCUGACUCUGCUGGAGGAGGACUUCAUCUCGCGAGGGAUAAUUUCCCUGCAUGAGGCCGAGGAGCUCUUUGCGUAUUUCAGCCGGACAAUGAAUCAACUGUUGUGGGGAGGCAUAAUUCUAGUUCAUCGAGAUCUGACCUCCGUGCGCCGAGCGUCGACCCUGCUUUCAGCGGCCGUUCUUACUGUCGCUGCGUUGCAUAUUCCGAAUCGUACGGAAACGCUCAACCGCUGCUAUAGCGAGUACGUCUCGCUUGUUUCGAGCAUGUCUCUAACAAGGGCUCAUACCCUGGACGAUAUCCGCGGACUUUGCGUGGGGGCUUUUUGGCUGUCUGAGUUAAGCUGGAAGCUAUCGGGUCAUGCAGUGCGAAUUGCCACGGAAUUGGGUCUCCACCAAAGUCACCAGAAAAUGAUACGCGGGCAUAGCGAUCAGUACGAGCGCGCCCAGCUGUGGUACCUGCUAUAUGUUUGCGAUCACCAUUUUAGCAUCGCAUAUGGGCGCCCUCCGGUGAUCCACGAGGAUGCUGCCAUUAAGAAUUACGAGGCGUUCCUGCAAGCCCCGACAGUCGUCCCCGGCGAUAUCCGGCUGAUGGCUCAGGUCAGCUUGUUCAUGAUACUGACCGAAGCCUAUCGCAUGUUUGGAAGCGACACGGAACAGGCGUUAACCGAAGAGGACUUUGGUCAGUUGCGAGUUUACAACGUUGCCAUUGAUCAGUGGCGGCUUCUCUGGCAACCGCGAUCUGCCGAUAGCCCCUAUGUGCGGACGUACCCUUCGAAAGGGGUGGUGCUGCACUACCAUUUUGCCAAGUUUCAGCUGAAUUCCCUAUCUCUGCGGGCAUUGUCGCCAUCCAACACUCCCGUGUUCUCCAUGGACCGCAAGGAGUCCGCGAACAUUGCCAUCUCGUCUGCUAUGGCGUGUCUGAACAUGGUCCUGGAGGAACAGGACAUCCGAGAUGCCAUUGUAGGCGUCCCCAUCUUUACCCAUACCAUGGUCACCUUCUCGGCGGUGUUCCUUCUCAAGGUGGCCGUGAACUGGAACUCGGCGUAUUUGAGUCUCGACGGCCGACAGGUGCGCAUUUUGGUCGAGCGGGUGAUCGAACUGCUGAACUGCGUUUCCGCCGGCGAGAGACACCUCACGCGACACAUUGCGCGGGGGCUGGGGAAGAUGCUUGAGCGAUUUGAUUCCUGGGAGACCUCGUGGCAGACGGGGAAUACCGCGGUCGGAGGGCCUGCGGAGCGACCGGGGGGCGAGGUGCCUGGGGGCGCGAAUGCGAUGGCGCAGGGCUUCCCGCCGCCUGAUUUGAUUUACGACAUGGUCGGCACCUAUGGGUUUGGGCUGGACGAGAACCUCCUGGAUCCCAGCAUGGCGAACUUUGAUUUUUUGGCGCAAUAA